Messenger RNA from Meloidogyne enterolobii, 386 nucleotides. Lineage: Eukaryota; Metazoa; Nematoda; Chromadorea; Rhabditida; Meloidogynidae. The record is from the annotation of a GenBank genome assembly.
UUGUUUUUAUUGGCCCUCAAAGUAAAGCAAAUUUUGCUUUGGGAGAUAAAAUUGCUAGCACGAUCAUUGCUCAGACAGUAAAAAUUCCAACAUUAUCAUGGUCUGGUAGUGGAUUAGUAGCUGAAUCAACUGGAGAAGAAGGAAAAGAAGGGGGAAGCGAAUUAGAAGUCUCCGAAGAAUUGCAUUUAAAAGCUUGUGUCUCAACGCCUGAGGAAGGCUUGGCAUCAAUGAAGGAAAAAAAUAUUUCUUACCCAGUAAUGAUAAAAGCAUCUGAGGGAGGUGGUGGAAAAGGAAUUAGAAGAUGUAUUAGUGAUGAAGAAUUUCGUCUAAAUUUUGUAAGAGUGAAGACUGAGGUGUCGGGAAGUCCUAUUUUCUUGAUGAAGUAA